Messenger RNA from Aureobasidium melanogenum CBS 110374, 1590 nucleotides. Its product is annotated as DnaJ-domain-containing protein. The coding region runs from base 1 to 1590 and encodes 529 amino acids. The transcript has a single exon. The record is from RefSeq and is a predicted model, not a curated record. Gene Ontology annotation, biological process: protein folding in endoplasmic reticulum. Lineage: Eukaryota; Fungi; Ascomycota; Dothideomycetes; Dothideales; Saccotheciaceae. Gene Ontology annotation, molecular function: misfolded protein binding; protein-folding chaperone binding. Gene Ontology annotation, cellular component: endoplasmic reticulum.
AUGAUUCUCCCGCUGCAGACUCUGGCUCUGGGUGCCGCCUUCGCUUUGACAAGUCUUCCACUCGCUCAAGCCUUGAGUGCUAGCGAUAUUCCCGCCGACGUCCCUGUCUCGCAAUUGAUUUCAUCCGCUACCGCUGCUCUCGCCCAAGGCAACGGCCAGGAUGCCUUGACCUACUACGACGUCGCCAUCACUCGUGAUCCUCAGAACUAUCUCACCAUCUUCCGCCGAGGUGCUGCCUAUCUCCAGCUCGGAAAGCACUCCCAGGCCAGCCACGACUUCGACCGCGUCCUAUCCAUCAAGCCUACUUUCGAAGGUGCUCUAGUCCAGCGAGCAAAGAUCAAGAGCAGGAACGGUGACUGGGCUGGUGCAAAGACCGACUACGAGACCGCUGGAAAGAAAGAUGGAGACGAGAUUCGCGAACUGCUCGACGCUCAAAAUGCUGCCACUUUGGCCAAGAAGGCAGAAAAAGAGGGUCACUGGGCUGACUGUACUGCACAAGCCGACAUUGCAGUCUUGGUCGCUGCAGCUGCUAUGGAUCUGAGACACACUCGAGCAAAGUGUCGGUUUGAGAAGGGCGAUAUUGUCGAGGCUCUUAGCGACCUGAUGCACAUCGCUCAGGUUUCUUCUGGCUCGAGUGAACAUCUCCAAAUCUCUGCCACAUCAUUCUACGCUCUCAACGAACCUGUCAACGGUAUGGGCCAAGUCAAGAAGUGUCUCCACUCAGAUCCCGAUUCCAAGCCUUGCAGGAAACUCCUGAAAGCCGAAAAAGCCAUCGACAAGCAACUAAAGAAGAUGAAGGAAGCCAUGGAGAAGAGGAGAUACGUAAACGCUGUCAACAUGCUGGUCCCCACCACCGACGACGAGGGACUUUUGAAGACCGUCAAAGAUGCCACACAGCAAUACCGCGAUGAGGGUCUCAUUCACAAGAACGCUCCCGACCGUUUGUACAAUGACUUGGUCGAAUUGACCUGCGAGGCUUACACGGAGAUGAACAACCUCAAGAAGGCUCAGCCGUACUGUGACGAGGCUUUGACCCACAACCCCAACUGUCUUCCAGCCCUGAUUGGCAAAGCUACACGCCAAAUAGACGCCGACGAGUUUGAACCUGCGAUCCAGACUCUCAACCAAGCCAAGGAACACCACCAGAACUCGCAAAAGGUCCAAGAACUGUUGCAGAAGGCUCACACAUUACUCAAGAGAUCGAAGCAAAAAGACUACUACAAGGUUCUCGGUGUUAGCAGAGACUCUGAUGAGCGAGAAAUCAAGAAAGCUUACCGCAAGCUGACAGUCCAGCAUCAUCCUGACAAGGCUGCGCAGAAGGGUAUCAGCCCCGAGGAAGCACAGAAGAAGAUGGCUGAGAUCAAUGAGGCAUACGAAGUUCUUUCAGACCCAGAGCUCAAGGCCAGGUUCGAUCGCGGCGACGAUCCUAACGACCAAUCUCAACAAGGCAACCCCUUCCAGGGCCAACCAUUUGGCUUCCCAGGCGGCGGUGGCCACCAGCAAUUCUUCCAUCAACGCGGAGGAGGUGGUGGUAACUUCCAAUUCAAGCAAGGAGGAUUCCAAUUCCCUGGCGGAGGCUUCCCAUUCUAG